Molecule: messenger RNA, 489 nt
Organism: Candida dubliniensis CD36
Lineage: Eukaryota; Fungi; Ascomycota; Pichiomycetes; Serinales; Debaryomycetaceae
Exons: 1
Coding region: 1-489 (162 amino acids)
Source: RefSeq, a predicted model, not a curated record
AUGACUACUAAACUAAUUCAGGAUCCAACUGGAUUUAGUAAAUCUUUUGAAACCACAUAUCCUAAUGACACAUCAAAUAAUGAAUUUUUCUUCCAUAUAAUCAAUUAUAAUGAUAAACAGAUUAUUAAUAUAUCAAUAAAUGGAUUGAUUGAUACCACAUUUGAAUUACCCGUUUCAACUAAAUCAGCCAUAACUUAUGCUUCAGCUUUAGAAAUUUCCACGGAUCAUUUUGAUGAUGAAGAUGGUGAUGGAGAAGAAAUAAGGGAACGAGAAGUAAUACCUGAACCUAUCUUAUUGAUUGGAGAUUAUGCCAAUAUGAAAUUGCUGAUUGUUGCCACUCAAAUUAGUAAAAUAAUCAGUACCACUUGUCCUAAACCUACAAUACUAUCAAUUGGUUCAAAAUGGUUUGGUAAAGGAGAUGAAGUUAAUGAUGAUGAUUUUGAUAAAUUAAUGUUUAUUCUAGCAAAUGUAAAGACAUUGAUACAAUAA